This is a messenger RNA of Entrophospora sp. SA101, 3648 nucleotides long. NCBI's taxonomy places the organism in Eukaryota, Fungi, Glomeromycota, Glomeromycetes, Entrophosporales, Entrophosporaceae. The record is from the annotation of a GenBank genome assembly.
AUGGAAGAACAAAUAGCUACAACAAAAAAUACAAAAAAUACAGAUAAUAUAAUUAUUAAUGAUGCUCAAACUUCUGCUCUUUCUCCAUCCACUUCCAUGAUUGAUAACAUAUUGAAACGAAGUUCUAUAUCAACAAUAGCUGGCGAAGUUGAGGAUGGAAACCAUAAAAAAUCAAUAAAAAGUAAUGACGACAAAUGCAAUCAUGAUAACAAUAACAACAAUAAUGAUCAUUCAUCAUCAGAUGUUGAACCUUCACAACAAACUUUUCCUUUCACCCCUCACCUACUUUAUCAUUUAUUUGAUCCAAAAAACUUGAGGUUACUAAAAAUUUUUGGUGGAACUGAUGGUAUAAUAAAAGGUUUACACACAAAUAUUGAAACUGGUCUAAGUAAUGAUGAAAUAGCUCCUCUAGACCCUAUACCACUAGAUACAAUAUCAGAAAUCACAAAUAAUGAUGACGCUGAAUACUUGGAGAGAUUUAAAUCUGAAAAGUCUACUGCCACUCCUAUAAUAAUAACUGGUCAACAACCCACUCAUUUUUAUCAAAGAAAAAUGGCUUUUGGUACUAAUGUCUUGCCCCCCAAAAAAACAAAAUCUAUAUUUAUGUUAAUGUGGAUGGCCAUGCAAGAAAAAAUUUUGGUCCUGUUGGCUAUUGCUGCAAUCAUUUCAUUAGGUCUUGGUUUAUACGAGGAUCUCCGUCCAAAUGCUGAUCCAGAUAUGCCAAAAGUAAGUUGGGUGGAGGGUGUUGCUAUAAUUGUUGCUAUCAUGAUAGUUGUCUUGGUCGGAAGUAUAAAUGAUUGGCAGAAAGAACGUCAAUUCCAGAAAUUAAAUGCUAAAAAAGAAGAUCGUUGUGUAAUAGCUACAAGAAAUGGCAAAGAAUUCAUAUUGUCUGUUCAUGAUAUUUUAGUUGGCGAUAUACUACAUUUAGAGCCUGGAGAUAUAGUAGCUGCUGAUGGUAUACUGGUAUUAGGUCAUAAUCUUCAAUGUGAUGAGUCUGCUGCAACAGGUGAAAGUGAUGCUGUAAAAAAAAUUAAAUAUGAAGAUAUAAGGAAUAUCAGUGAACAAUUAUCAUCUGAAUCAACAAGCAAACAGCCUCAUCAAAAUAUAGCUCACAUAAAAGCUGAUCCUUUUAUAAUCAGUGGGAGCAAGGUUAUAGAGGGUGUAGGGUCUUAUGUUGUCACUUGUGUUGGUACGAAUUCUUACCAUGGUCGUACAAUCAUGUCCCUUAGAUCAGAACCAGAAGAUACCCCACUUCAAAUCAAGUUAAAUGAUCUUGCUGAAAAAAUCGCAAAACUUGGUGGUGCUUCUGCGUUACUUAUGCUCAUGGUUUUAUUAAUGGAAUAUUUUGUUAAAUUUCGUAAUGGAGUUCCUGGCUCUGCUUGUGAAAUUUUAGAAACUUUAAUUAGAAUCUUUAUAUCUACUGUGAUUGUGGUAGUGGUUGCCAUACCAGAAGCUGCUUGUGAAACAAUGGGCAAUGCUACCAUUAUAUGCUCAAAUAAAACUGGAACAUUAACUCAAAACAAAAUGACUGUAGUUGCUGGAACAAUUGGUUUAUCAAAGUCUUUUGUAAGGAAUGUUGAAGCUAAUGCUGUCAUACUUGGAAAUGACCCUUCUCAAAACAAUCUACCAAUGAUACUACAAAAUCCCAUUCCUUUAAAAAGUUUGGUAAAAGAAUUACCCACUGAAUCACUUAAAUUAUUAGAAGAAUCAAUAGCUAUAAAUUCGACAGCAUUUGAAGGUGAAACGUUGGGGGAUGGUAAAAUAAAUUUUGUUGGUUCGAAAAUUGAUGCUGCUUUAUUGAGUUUUCUUUAUGAUUUAAAUCUGGAAAACUAUAAAUCAUUAAGAGAGUCUUCUAAAAUUCAACAGAUUUACCCAUUUGGUUCUGAGCGUGCCAGUGAAGUUUUGCUUAAAAACGCAACAAAAACAAUUAAACUAACCAAUAAAUUAGCAUUUGAUAGUGAUGCUUAUGUGGUUGAUUUAGUAUAUGGGGAUAAUGAAAUGCUUCAUAAAAUAAUAGAUCAUUAUGCCACCCAAAGUUUAACAACUAUUGCUCUAGCUUAUCGUGAUUUUGAUGAAUGGCCACCAAAAAACAUGGCUGCUGAUGAUGGGUGUGAAGUUAAAUUUGAAAAUUUGACAGAAAAUAUAACAUUGAUAGGCAUAAUGGGCAUUGAGGAUCCAUUAAGAUCUGGUGCAAGAGAAGCUGUCUUGGAUUGUAAAAAGGCAGGUGUGAGAGUUUGUAUGGUGACUGGUGACAAUCUUCUAACAGCAAAAUCUAUUGCAUCUCAAUGUGGUAUAUAUAUUGAUGGCAAAGUUAUGGAGGGCCCAAUGUUUCGUAAUCUUUCAUCUGAAGAAAUGCACAAUGUUGUACCAAAAUUACAGAUUCUUGCAAGGUCUAGUCCUGAAGAUAAAAAAGUUUUGGUUGAUUUUUUAAGAGAAACGGGUGAAGUUGUUGCUGUUACUGGUGGUGGUGUAAAUGACGGGCCUGCUCUUAAAACAGCCAAUGUUGGUUUCUCAAUGGGUAUUGCUGGUACUGAGGUAGCAAAGGAAGCAUCUUCAAUUAUUUUAAUGGAUGAUAAAUUUGCAAGUAUAGUUAAAGCCAUUAUGUGGGGAAGAUGUGUAAAUGAUUCUGUGAAAAAGUUUUUACAAUUUCAAUUAACAGUCAAUGUCACAGCAGUAGUCUUGAUGUUUAUAUCUGCUGUGUCAAGCAGUGAUCAAAAGUCUGUUCUUACUGCUGUACAACUAUUAUGGGUUAAUCUUAUCAUGGAUACUCUUGCCACAUUUGCACUUGCUACUGAUUCACCAAUACCUGAACUAUUAAAUCGUAACCCUGAACCCAAAACUGCAUCUCUUAUAACUUUUGAUGCGUGGAAAAUGAUACUCAGUCAAAGUCUUUUUCAAUUGGUGAUAACAUUGGUUUUACUCUAUGCUGGUGAUGGUAUCUUAAAUUAUGAUUCACUUGAUGAUAGAGAAAUAGCUAAAUUGAGAUUGGGAACUGUUAUAUUUAAUACUUUUGUUUUCUUACAAGUUUUUAAUGGAAUCAAUUGUCAUUGUUUAAAUUAUAAAUUGAAUAUAUUCAAAAAUGCAACAGCAAAUAAAAUUUUAAUGAUCAUAUUUUUUGUGAUGGUUGCUGGACAAAUACUUGUAAUUGAAUUUGGUAGUGUAGCAUUUCACACUACCCAUCUUAACAUAUUCGAGUGGUUAUUGUGUGUAAUAGCUGGAUUUGUGUCAAUACCAUUUGGAAUUAUAAUUCAAUUAAUACCUAAUGAAUUUUUCAUAUGUUAUACCAAAUCUGACAACACAAUGUCAGAUACAUCAAUCAAUAGGGAUUCACCACCAUAUUCAGUUAUGAUACCAGAACAGAAAUGUUACAAAGCAAUUCUUAAAGCACAAAAUCAAUUGGGAGUUUUUAAGAUAUUUCGUGGUGGCAGAUUUGGAGCUUUUGAAACAAGAUCAAAUACUUUUACAGCAGCUGCAAUGGUUCCAACCUUGACAUCUGCAUCAGUUGGAGCAGGAUUGGUACCAACACAAUAUAUUGAUGGGAAUAAUCCAAGUGCCACUCAAUUAGAUUUAUCUACUAUCAAAUCAAUAUCAAGGAAUCAAAUUUUUCAAGGUGGAUCGCCUAAUAGUAAUAAUAGUGCAUUUCGAUAA